ACAACUACAGAACAUUAUCACACGUAGUUACAGGGACAGAACACCGUACAUCUGACAACCGAUGCUUCGUUUGUGUCUUGGAGUGAGAAUUUAAUUCAAAUAGUUAUCUUACAGACAUCGAGAAAUUGAUUGGAAGCUGAUUGUGACCUGUGAUGUCAUUGGUGACCUGAUUUUACCUUCUUAGAGUAAUGAUAUGCUGCAUCAGCCCUGGCUUGAUGACACUGGGACGUAUAGCAUACAUCAGUUGACUGUGGACUAACUGCCGUAACACACGCUGGGAUUAUCACUGUGUAGUAACAGGUUGUCUCUCACAAGGGAUGGAUCUCACUGUGCCACAUUGUUGUUGACUGAAUGUGAUACAAGCACACUAUGGCUUCCUAUCCAGAGAGCAGACUACCACAACCUGGACGUGAGAAGAGGCGUUCCUUUCUACCCGCACCGUCUAGAAGUUCCAUCCUACCCACCGUUAAUGCCACGUCUCGGGCAGCCUCCCCAUCAAGAGUUGAAAAAUAUCGCGAAGCCUCCCCUUCAAGAGAUGACAAAGAUGUAAUUGUAACACAAAGCAUUAGUGUCGGGGACAGAGUUUGUAUUGGGGGUAUAAAACAUGGUACACUCAAAUACUUAGGUGAAGUGCAUUUAGCACCUGGGAUUUGGUGCGGAAUUGAACUUGAUGACCCUGAUGGAAAACAUGAUGGUGAGGUUGAAGGUCGACGUUACUUUUAUUGUCAUAGGGGUCAUGGUGUCUUUGCCCCUUUUGAUAAAGUUGAGCUUAUUGAACCCGUAGAGGUUCAGAUCAAACCUGCUGAAGUAUCGGAAAAUGUUUUGAAGAGGCGAUCACUGCCACGCCCAUUGACAGCUUUGCCAAAAUCAGCAUUACCAUCAGCCAGACCCCUUUCAGUCGGAUCUUUACCAGACGUAAGAAAACAGGUAGAAGCCGUAAAGGAUGAGAUCGAAGUGGAUCCUGUUGAGGCUUCAGUAGCAAAGGUUAAAGGGAGUGUGAUUCAACAAAAGACUCAGAUUGCAAAGAUAUCAGGUAUUCCACGAGUGGGCUUUGUCUCUGGUUUGCCAUCCACUCAGCUGAAACAACAAGAUAGUGGAUCAUCACCUGAAUUAAGAUAUGGCAAAGAUGGCUCACAGAAAGAUAUAAGAAGUAUUUUUGCCAGUUCCCAAAGUAAGAGUGUAGAGGAUGGUGGUGGUGAGAGAUUGGGGUCAACUGGUGAUAUAACAGAGGGAAUAAAGAGCACGUCUGCUCCAACAGAUCAGGUGGUUCUUAAACCACCGAAACCAUCACGUCUGCCUGGAGCGUCACGUCUGCCAACAAAAUUUUCCAGACUGGAAAGACCAUCUCCCACAGAGCCAAAGCCAGUCCCACUUGAUGUGGCUAAUCUGCAUGAAUCACCAUCUAAGCAGUUAUCAAAGACGGUUGAUGGUGCGUCUGGUGUAAACCAAACAUUUGAUGUUAGCAAGGAGGAGGACAUUCAGAAAGUGGUUGCUGAAACGCAGCCAACCAAUGGGCAGACUAGUGCUGAAGAGGCGGCAGAUUUAACACGGCAGCUUCGGUCAGAUAGUCGUCAAUUUUUUAACAUCACCUUUGAUGCUGAAAAUAACAGCAGCCUUUCACCACCCAGCUUGCCAGAUGUUGUGUCUUCUGCUUCCAUGUCUCCUGACUCUGUAGACGGCAGUCAGAGCGAGGUAGACAAAGACUCCACAAAUAAGGCAAACACAGAUGAGGCCAGUCUCGACCUCCUUGAUGAUGAAGCUAUGUGGGACAAUACUGAUCUUCUAGACGGACUGGACAGAGAAACCAACAUGGCUGAUGACAGGAUGACAGCCGAUACGUCAAACAGUUCGGUUGUGAAUGAAACUGCGUGUAUUGUUGCCUCUACACCUUUGCCAGUUGGGAAACGUAAGUUUUGUCAAGAUGAUGAAGAUGAUGAGGGACUGGUGAAUAAGACGAAUCUUUCUGGCAUUAAGGAUUUGUUUCCUAAACUGGGAGAGGGAAAUGUCAACACAAAUGCUACGUUCAAUGUUGACAGUUCUGAUAACAGCGCUGAUGUUACUCUAGAGGACAGGAGCUCUUUCAAAGUAGGAAGGUCUGGUGGUUCUUCAGGAGGCUCUCAGUUCGGGAAGUGUGAUCUUAUUGAUACUGUGGAAUCUUCUAAGAGACAAGAUGCUGGUGAACGCACCUUUCUUGUCGAGAAAGGAAUCACCGAUAUCUCGAUGCCUCUAACUGAAAUGGAUGAGGUUAGGGAGAUUGAGAAAACAGGAGUUGAGGAUAUUCUGGAAGGGAUGAGUAAAAGUGUGGUUAUGGAUUUAGAAAAAGCUCUGGAUGGCAAUGAGAAGUCCAUGACAGAUUCGGGAAUCAUGGAUCCGAUUAUAUUCAAUCGGAGAUCUUUAACAGAUUCUGGUGUUAUGCUCCUGACCCAGCAGGAAAACAGGAAAUCUUUGACAGAUUCUGGGAUUCUGGAUCUGAUGCAGAAAGAUAAAAAACCGAUGAUUGAUUCUGGAAUAUCAGAUGGGUCUAUGACUAGGAGUCAGCAGCUUGACCUUGAGGAUUCUGUGCGUCUGGAGGCUGACCUUCGGGCCGGACACAUGAAGAAGGAGAGACCGGUGUCACUCAUCUCUACCACCAGUGCAGAUACAGGCUAUGUACCAGACACUGACUCAGAAGCGGGGACCUUGACAACCAACUCCCCACUCGAAUGGAUGGAAAAGCAUGUUGGCAUCGGACCCACAUUGUCAUCAGUAGAAGAACAAGACGAUUCAUACAGGGAGUCCUUCACUGAAGGUCAAGAUUCCAGCAAGGAUUCAGUUGUGGUGAAGGAUUCCGAGUGCGACUCCGACAACUACAGUGACAUCGGUGCAGGUCGCAGCGACACCGACAUGGGCCGGAAGGAGACAGAUAUGGAUGAUGCCAGCCUACCAGUCCAAGAGUGUGAAGUCAGUGGAUUGUCUCCUAUUGCUUCAGACUCCAGCAGUUUAAAAGGGUCUACAGCACAGGCUGCAUCGCCAUCAAGUCUUGACUCAUCAUUGAUGGAGGACGAUCGAGCAGAAGCUGACCAGAUCCAUAAUUCGGUCAAGGGAGGUAAUCAGGACUCAUCACCUGAAAACACAUUGAAAGACCUGUCGGACACAUCUCCAGAUGCUGGGAUGAUGCCCAUUGAGGAAUCUGUGAUAUUAGGGGAGAUAACUGCAUCUAGUCAAGGGGAGAUAAGUGUGAGGGAAUCAAUGGAAACGGUCAAUGAAAGUGCUAGUCAAGAUGUGUUGGCAGGUUCUGCUGAUGCCAGUGUAAAUAUUGAUGAUUCUAUUCAGAAGGAGUGUUCAGGUGAAGGCAAACGUGCAAUAGAUUUGGAUGAAUCUGGUCAAGACGGAGCUAGUGCUUUGAAAACUCCAUCCAAGGGCAAAAGUGCAACCCCAGCAUCAAAGAAGAAAAGUGCUGAGAAAGUGAUUGAACAUAAGAAACCAAAUCUCAACGUGCGAUCAUCAUUAGCAGAUUACAUCCGAGCUCCGGUUCCAACAAAACCAAAGGACGAGAAAGGGGAAGACGUGAAACUGAAGAAAAAUGUGGUGAAUAAGAAACGUGCCGAUAAUAAAAAGACAGAUUUGGGGAAAUCACCUGAAAGUGCUGUUGUCAAAACUGAUGAAAACACUACAGAAUCAAAGAGAGUUAGACCCAAAGUUGAAAAGGAACCUCCAAAACUAAUCAAAAGGACUCCCCCUAAAAGCAAAUGGGAUAAUAUUAUGUCACAACUUGACAGUAGUAAAGUGCCUAAACCCAAACCUAAGUCAGAAAUAAAGAGUAAGCUGGAGAUGUAUCUUGCAACCCCAGUACCGGUGGCACCGAAGAAAGAAAAGGAGCCGAAAAAGGAAUCUAAACCGAGAACAAAACUGGUGUCGUCUCCGAAACCCGACUAUAGUAAAGUGAAGAGCAAGCUUAGCAUUUCCACUCCUCCUCCAUUGAAGAGGGAACAGUCGCCCGUGGGCAACAAAACCCAGAGAUUGAAGUCGCCACGACCUCUUUCCAGAUUGUCCAAUGGGAACAUUCACCUGGAUUUAUCAGAGUCGUUUGAGAACAGUGUGCACAGUUCCGCCCGGAGUAGUCGCACCGAUCUUAGUGUGGAUAUUAUUGAAAAUGUGCCAGAGUCUCCUAGCCAGUCAAAGGCAAGAACACCAAGGAAUUCUACAAAUCGUGUAUCCAGCAUUAAGACAGAUCGGCCACCCAGCGUUGCCAGCACACUGUCUGACACCUCUCAGGGAUCUGUUAAGGUUAAAAAUGCCAAGAAUAAGAAGACCGACCUGCCGAAACCGGAAACUCCUCGUAUCAAGAAGUACAGUAAUGUCAAGAGCUCCAUACCACCUCCAGCACCCAGGAAACCAGCUCCAUCUAAAACAUCUCAGAAAAAAUCACCGGAAACAUCUCACAAAGAUGUUUCUAAAACAUCCCCUAAGAAAAGUCUGAAUCAAAAUCGUAAUCGUACAGUUCGGACCCCAAGUAAGACCAGCAACCAUCUCAAAGGCAGUCAUCAGCCAGACCUCGUCUCCAACUCACUACGGUCCAGUUCGGAGAAGGAAAUCAGUCGUCUGGAAACAUUAUGCGAGUCUCGAACCAAGGAACUCAGUAUCAUCAGUAUGCAACUCAAAAACAGCACACAAGCUUUCGACGCCAUGUCCUGUCUUGUGAAAUACUUAACCCAGGAACUCGAUGCCUUCUCGUGUCCGUUCCUGGCUGAGGAACUGCAGAAAGCCAAGGAACAGCUUACAGAGGCAGAGGGACAUAUCGCCGAGUUGGAAAGCCACAAGUCCAGGCUAGAGCAGGAGAUCUCUGCUCUUACUCAAACCCAGGGUGCAUCUGCAGAGGAAGUAAGCAAACUUCAGCUGGAGAUUAAAUCUCUGAAUGAAACCCAUGAAAAGGCCAUAGCACUACUCAAAGAGGAGCAUGAAACGGCUAUUAAGGACAUGACUAAGGCGAAUGAGAAAGCAACGACUGAGUACAAGGCAAAGGCCAUGGACCACCAUGAGCACGUCAUCUCGUACAUGAAGGACUGUCAUGACAGAAACGUGUCGGACAUCAACCUUGACCACCAGCGAGCGAUCGACUCCUUGAGGCUGUCCCACUUGGAGGACAUCGAGAAACUGAGGACCAAACAUGACAAUCAGAUGGAAGAGUUGCACAAGCAACACAGGGACAAGCUUGAAGAUAUCACACACCGCUUUGAGAGCAUCAAGAUGACACUUGGGGAGAAGGUUGAGACUCUGAGGGGUGAGUGUGAGGACUUCCGACUGAGAGCCAAGAUAAGUGAGGAGGCCCUGCUCCGAGACUCGGAUGUCAAACUCCAGCUUGCCCUACAGCCAUUCCGCAACCUGCCAGCAGAGAUCGAGAGUCUAAAGCUGGUGAUUGAGAUGCGAAACCAAGAGGUCCAGAAGCUCCGCAAACAGAACAUGGAGCUGGAGAAACAGCUGGAGGAGCUCCCGAUCGCCAAGGAGAGGAUAGACUCACUUCAAAAGAAGUCCGAGAACCUCGAGGCCAUCAUCAAUAUCAAGACAGACCAUGAAAAACAACUCCAUGAGAAAUGCCAGAACCUGAUGCGGAAGUAUGACAAGGAGAGCAAGGCCAACAAGCGGCUGUCCAUGGACUAUGAACAGCUUAUGUGGAAGGUGGACCAGCAAGACUUCGGCUCCACCGAGAGCUUGUAUCGCCGCCAGCUGAGUAGGUCACCGCCUCGCAGCGAGUGCAGCUCACCUGAUCCAAUGAGGAAAGGCUUGUCACCGAUUACCAGCGAGAACGACUCGCCAUGCCGUCGGUCACACAAAUCUGCAUCAUCCAUGGGAGAUGAUUCCUUUGAGCGCAAAUUGAAACGCCGCUCAGCAACAUUUUUGUUAGAGAAGGAGAAGUCUUCCCCAUCAGCUAGCCCACAAGCUAAGCGUCUUUCUCCGAGUAGUUUUGAAAAUUCGCCCCCGAAAGUUAUGACUCAAUCUGCCCCUGGGGAACUUUCGUAUACUGUCUCCCCGGCGACAAGUUCACCAGCUGACUCAAGUUCCUAUUCUGUCUCACAGUCUAUGUCUCAUUCUAUGACUCAGUCAAUGACACAAUCUAUGACACAAUCUAUGACAGAUUCAGACAUUUUUGGCGAUUUUGAAUCUUCCGGAAUAGUUACAAAUGGACAUGAAAUCUCAGUGUCAGUCGUGUUGCCACCAGAAUCAGAAAUUGAACCCGAAGUUUUCGCUGUGAUUGAAGAGAAAGAGAAGAAUGAAGCAGUGAAGGAUGAGGUGGAAUCGAAAGCGUGAGCAAGGGGAGAUAACUGUGUUCAUUGAGAGGUGCUUCAGUGAAUGAAUGAAAUCCUGAAAUAUAAGUCUUUCAACUGUUGAUAUUUCUCAGUCUUGUGUCAAUGUCGUGAUUAUGAAAACCACUUAUUAAGACCACUUUUGCCUGAAAACUAUCUGAUCAUGUCAAGGCAAGGAAAGGGAGGUAACUCUUAGACAUCAGCUGAAUGUCAAAUUUGAAAUGAUUUAGGAAUGGCUCCUAAAUAUUGGGGGUCUUAGAAAUAAAGGUGUUUGUUUGAUAUAUCCAGUGUGCAAAGUAUUUGAAAAUAUCCAACGAUGGUCAUAGGAUUGUGAGUUUGUCUUCAAUGAAAUUCGAAUGGAAUAUGUCAGUAUGUCUCUAGAGUGUUGAAAUACAGAUUUUAUGUCAUUCCAUCUAUUUGAAUAUUUAAAUUACAACUACUAAUUGUAUAAUAUCUAUUUGACUAUUGUACUGUAUGUACGUGAUUUGUGCAAUAUUUGAUGUAGUGAUAGCAGCUUACUGUGGUUCAGAUUAAAAUAAGCUAUGUAGAAGAAGAUAUAAAAGUUAAUCUGUAGAAUAUUACUGUGGUGUAAACUUUGUAUUUAUGAAAUCUUGACCAUGUUAACAUGUUUUGGUGUCUCUUAAAGUGCAGUCUUGUUUUCAAAUUGCCCAUGUUUUGGGCGCAUGGCUGUUCAAAACUCUAAAUGUUACCAUGUUCUUUUUCAUAAUACCUUGUCAAGAAAAUUGAUGUACAAUUUGAAAAUUGAUUUGAGCAUAUUUCAAACUUUCUUAUGAUUCUGAUGUAUUUGCCUUUGCCUUAAUGAAAUUCAACUUUUCCGUAUGCUACCAUGUAUUAAUUGUCAAUGAACCUUGAAAGUUCUGAAAGAUAUGAUUUGGGUAAACUCACGGUUGGAUUGUGCUGAUGCAUUGAAAUUAGGGGAUGAAGCAUUUCUAUUCAAUUGGCAUAUUUUACCUUCUUGCAUUUAACAACCUCUUUCAAGUACUUUCUCCCCAUUUCUACCUCAUAUUGGAUGUGUUUACUAGCUAAGUGUCACAGUUCUGUUGAAUAUUGUCACACACCUGCUUUUGUCAAUAUGUUACAGAGGAAUUAAUCAUGGUAAAUUCAUACAAAUUAUUUGUCAUGAUUUUUUUCAUAAAUUCAAACAUUGUCUGCUGAAUGUGACAAAAAUCACUAGUCAGUGUAGUUUUUAAAAUGACAUGAUCUAAGGGAGUUAACUCCACAUGUGAUGUAGGACAGUAAGGUCAGUGAAGUGCAUAGUGAAUCUAUUCAGCAAUAGAUUUGAGAAAAUAAAUUUGUAUUGAGCUCUACUGUUGUAAUGUGUCGGUAAAUUCAGACUCUUUAUAUUCAUAUCAUAAUAUUGUAGAGGUCACUACGUUUCCACUUUUUCGUUGACAUAUCAAUUUCCUGUGUUUUAUGGGUGUGUAUAGAAUAGGUCAUUUAUGCGAUUGUUAAUACAAUCUCAAACUUGUAAUAAGUUUUCAUAACUUGUUCAUAUGCAAAUUAAUCUGUUGACAAAUAGUUUCAAAAUUGAUUUGAAUUUAAAAUUGUAUGCAAAAUUAAUUGGUUUUCAGUGUUAGUUGUAAAUACGUUGAUUACACUGCCACCAAAUUUCAUAUUGCUGUUCAUGGCAACUACUUGAUAAAUUUAAGUGAUCAUGAUUUGCUGUAGUUCAUUUGCAAUUAAAUUGCAGUUUUCAUCCAUGGUGUAUUAAUACAGCGUACAAGUUGUAGUCACGUUUGAUUUGAUGUAUGUAUUUGUGUGCGACAUGAAGGUUACAGUCAGGUUGUUCGUUUGUUCAUUAAACCAUUGUUUACAAAUAUGUAAGUGCUAAGACAAUUUUGUGUUAGAGGGUCCUGUUAUUUUCCUCUUCAAGACGAGGCAGUAACAGAGUAUGAGAGAGCAUUAGAGUGAAGAUUUAGUUGUGAUUCUAUUUGUUUAAUAGAAUGAGAACCGCACAAUGAAUUUGCUUGUUUAACAGUUUUCUUUGGUCAAUAUGCACACAUUUAAGAUGUAGGAGGCAAGAAUAAAUAUGUAAGGACACACCACAAGUUUUAACAAAAAAUAAAAAGCAAAAAGAUGUUUUGUAAAAAUUACCAAUAUUUUAAAUUACAACAUUUUAAUUCAUUUUGUCAGACUUUAGCAAAGUUAGGAGAUUACUUGUUUGUAAAUAAGAAAAUUAAUCGUAUUGGCCUACCAGGGUUUUUCCUUAGCCAGCAAACAAGCUAUAUAUCCUAAAUUUUCCCCAAAAUUGUCCAAGACAAAUUAUUCAUAGUGAUAAUUUUCCUGUUACAAAUCCUAUUUCAAAAUAUUGUAUGGCACAGAUUUUUGUGACAUUGGAAUCAUGUGCUAUUUAUAUUCUGUUUUACAUGAACUGAUAAUCAAAAUUUGUUUGUCAAUAUUUGUACAUUCUUCAACAAUUUCUAAGUAAAUAAAAGUGGCAUUUUAUGACGACACAUUCUCUUUGAUGGAAAGUACUGAAAUGAGUGGUUAGUAACAAAUGUUUUAUGGCUAUAGUUCAAUCAAUAUAACAUAUGUCUGUUAAUGAAAUGAGUUAUAAAGUGAUAUGGCAGAUCCAUGGAAUAUAGCUUACACAUUAGUCCAUGGUUAAAGAGGAUGAACCACAAAUUUUAGGAGUACGGUGUUAUUUCCUUUUUGUAUAAAACAUUGAAGUUGAUUAUAUCAACAUGGUCUCUCAGUGUUCAGAAAAAUCAGGAUUUCUCACCUGAGUAUUAUGUGAGAACUAGAAUACCCUUCUCUGAUGUGAGUGCAGGAUCCUCAUCAUUCCACUGGGGUGGAGGGGCAGCCUAGUGGUUAAAGCGUUCUCUUGUCACGUCGAAGACCAGGGUUUGAUUCCCUACAUGGUGAAAAUGUGUGAAGCCCAUUUCUGGUAUCCCCUGCCAUGAUAUUGCUGGAAUAUUGCUAAAAGCGGCAUAAAACCAUACUUACUCACUCUACUCCCAUUGUGUGUUUUAACAGACAUUUGCUGUAUUGAUGAGAAUUAUGAUUUUCGAUUUUCAAAUUAUUGCUGAUUGUCAGUUCUGAUUUGUCUAAACCAUUUGGUCUGUUGUGUAAACCACACAUCUGACGUUAAACUAACAAGUAAUUGGUCCGGAUUCUGCAAUGACCAUUGGUUAAGAAUUUAGACUGACCUGAUUGGUGGAAAGCUUAUUGAAUGUUUAGAUCUGCCUCACUUGAUUGGUCAGAUGUCAGUCCUGCUAUGACCUGAUUGGUCAAAUGUUAGUGAUGCACAAAUCUGAUUGGUUGUAAAUGUUAGCACUGUCACAAGCAUCAUCUUUGUCUGGUGUUGUGCAUGAUAAUAUGAGUAUGAAGAUGUAAUAAUAUGAUCUCUAGCCAGCAGGCAGCAUUCUGUCGAUUAAACAUUAUGACAUAA
Messenger RNA from Haliotis rufescens (red abalone), 9693 nucleotides. Its product is annotated as microtubule-associated tumor suppressor 1 homolog. The transcript has 19 exons. NCBI's taxonomy places the organism in Eukaryota, Metazoa, Mollusca, Gastropoda, Lepetellida, Haliotidae. Gene Ontology annotation, cellular component: nucleus; cytoplasm. Gene Ontology annotation, molecular function: microtubule binding. Bases 370 to 6285 code for a protein of 1971 amino acids. The record is from RefSeq and is a predicted model, not a curated record.